This is a messenger RNA of Parathielavia appendiculata, 795 nucleotides long. RefSeq names its product N-terminal nucleophile aminohydrolase. Lineage: Eukaryota; Fungi; Ascomycota; Sordariomycetes; Sordariales; Chaetomiaceae. The transcript has 2 exons. Gene Ontology annotation, cellular component: proteasome core complex. The coding region runs from base 1 to 795 and encodes 264 amino acids. The record is from RefSeq and is a predicted model, not a curated record.
AUGGCCAUGUUCAGCCAGAACCCGCUCGUGAAUGGGCCAAACUACUCAAUUAGCGACAUGCCGAGAGUAAAUGCUCCCGAGGGUGCGCGAGAGCAUCGUUUCGACCCCUACACCGACAACGGCGGCUCGACCCUCGCAAUCGCCGGCGCCGACUUCACCGUCAUGGCCGGCGACACGCGGCUUACCUCGGGCUACAGCAUCAACUCACGACACCACCCUAAGCUGUUCAAGAUUGGCGGGACAACGGCCGACCAGAAGGAUGCGACCAUUGUGCUCUCGGUGGUGGGUUUCGCGGCCGACGGCGAGGCCCUCAAGGAACGCCUUGAUGCCAUUUGCAAGAUGUACCGCUACCGCCACGGCAAGCCCAUGAGCGUCAAGGCCUGUGCGCAGCGGCUCUCGACUAUUCUAUACCAAAAGCGCUUCUUCCCAUACUAUGCGUACGCCAUCCUGGGCGGGCUGGACGAGGAAGGCAAGGGCGCCGUGUAUUCGUACGACCCGGUUGGCAGCUACGAGCGGGAGCAGUGCCGAGCCGGCGGCGCAGCUGCGAGCCUGAUCAUGCCUUUCCUGGACAAUCAGGUCAACUUCAAGAACCAGUACAUUCCACACAGCGGCGAGGGGCACGCUCUGCUGGAGCGCGAGCGGCGGCCGUUGGCGCGGCACGAGGUCGAGACACUGGUCAAGGAUGCGUUUGACGGGGCUGUUGAGCGGCAUAUCGAAGUGGGCGACGGCUUGCAGAUGAUGAUCAUCACGAAGGAGGGAAUUGAGGAGGUGCUGCUGCCUCUCAAGAAGGACUGA